AAUAGAUCACUAAUUGGAAUAAAAAACUGUGGCAGAACAAGCUGCUAGGCAUUGCAGGAAGGUGAAGUAAUAAGACAGAUUACAAACACCUUACAACAGUUACCACCUUCUUACUGUGCUACGAAUACAAUGAUAAACUUGAUGAUAAACACUAUAAGGAGCACAAAAGUGAAGGGGCACUUAGAAGUGCAUCAAAGGAGUACAUUACUAGAGGGGAGUGAAAUGGCGGGAAAUUUGAUGAUAACAUGGCCCAAGGACAAGGCAAGCUUUUUUCGAUAGGACACAUUUUUCGUCCUGAAAGGGAUAAAGACACAAUAUUUAUAAGUGAUGCAACUCGUUUUCAGCAGGAUGUCAGACGCAAUUCAAACGGACUUAUAAAUGCAAAUGGUGGUGUUAUUUAUUUUGGAAUAACUACAAGCGGACGAGUAGAAGGAGUCUAUGUCUCAAGAACAAGAGAAGAUGAGUAUAGACUGACCGUUGAUUGUACUAUUGGUUCUUUUCAACCAUUUUAUGCACCUUUCAACUAUAGGAUCAUUUUUCAUCCAAUCAACAAAACAGAUUAUAAAGUAAUUGAGUUAAAAAUAUCUGCUGGGGCACCCGGUCAGAUAUAUGAAGAUGGGCAGCAAAAGCUGUACCUGUUUUCAGACAAUGAGGUACUAGGCCCACUAUGGCCUCUAGAAAUACAGCAUUUAGUAAAGAAGAGAUUUCAAGAGAGUUUAAAAUCAUUUACUGGACUAGAGAGCUAUACAACACCUGCACUAGCCAAAAGACAAAAACAAUGCACCUAACGUAAAUUGAAAAGUACACUUUUUUAAAUGUGAUUUAAAAUUAUAUUUUUGUCUUAUCUAUUUGUUCUUGUAUUUGCUAAAAACUUUGUUUCCAUAUUA
Rhopilema esculentum is the source of this 887-nucleotide messenger RNA. Lineage: Eukaryota; Metazoa; Cnidaria; Scyphozoa; Rhizostomeae; Rhizostomatidae. The record is from RefSeq and is a predicted model, not a curated record.